Messenger RNA from Daphnia magna, 1936 nucleotides. RefSeq names its product zinc metalloproteinase nas-4. Gene Ontology annotation, biological process: proteolysis. NCBI's taxonomy places the organism in Eukaryota, Metazoa, Arthropoda, Branchiopoda, Diplostraca, Daphniidae. The record is from RefSeq and is a predicted model, not a curated record. Bases 152 to 1528 code for a protein of 458 amino acids. The transcript is spliced from 15 exons. Gene Ontology annotation, molecular function: metalloendopeptidase activity; zinc ion binding.
ACGAGUGUAACUCUUGAUCGAGCGUGGUACGGCAUAUUCUUGAGAGCAGUAGUCUUAAUUAUACCAGCCUUAUUUUCAAGCGUUUUUUUUUAAAUUCCCCUACUAACUUAAUCAACCGUUAGCAAUAAAAAGUGUAACAAGCCCCAUCGACAUGAUGCGAUUCAUCACUUCUUUGUUCGCUGCUUUGCUUCUGUCCAGUCUGGUGGCACGAAGCGCUGCUGAUUCCGAUCCAACCACCUUCCGCGAACCGGACACCCCCAUGAGUGACGAAGCUAUGGAUGAUCUUAGCAACAUACCGCUGGGCAACGCCGAUUCGGAAAAAGAAAUACCUGGCGAACCUCUAAAUCCAACUGAUUUCAAAAACGCCAUGACAGUCUCCAUGGAUCCACCUCCACGUGACAAGUUGGGAGGUGAUCCUAUCGAAAUUGCUGGUCUCUUUGAAGGUGACAUUGCUGGAGUUGUAAGCGCAGACAUGGCCGCCGGCAAGUCAUUUAAACCAGGCAAAUCUGGCACCAAAGCAACAGGAAAAAAUGCUAUUGUCGACAUGAACCUUCGCUGGCCGUCGAGCGUCAUUCCUUACGUCAUAUCAGCUUCUUUCGUACCGAACGACCGGAGCGUGAUCGCCAGAGCGAUGCUUGAAUAUCACAAUAAAACCUGCAUCCGCUUCGUCCCACGUACCAAUCAACGCGACUACGUUCACAUCAUGCCUGGAUCGGGGUGCAGCAGCAAUGUCGGCCGGACCGGAGGCGGUCAGCCCGUUUCCCUGGGCAGCGGUUGUGUCUACGUGGGGAUCGUCAUUCACGAACUGAUGCACGCUGCGGGUUUUUGGCACGAGCAGAGCAGAGGCGAUCGCGACAACUUCAUCGCCAUCCAAUGGGAUAAUAUUAUUAACGGAAUGGCGUAUAACUUUCAAAAGUAUAAUCUGGACCGAAUCCAGUACCUCGGAGCACCAUACGACACAAGUUCCGUAAUGCACUACGAUGCCUUUGCAUUUGCUAAGAACCGCGAACGUCCCACUAUUAUAGCCAAAAAACAAGGCACCGAGCUGGGACAGAGGAGAGGAUUCAGUGACGUGGAUGUUAUGAAAUUGAACAAACUGUACGAAUGUGGAAAGAACGGCGGUGUGUCAACGGUCACCACCACAAUGGCUCCACUUGUUUCCACUGAAUUACCAGGCAAAUGCGAGGACAGUCACAAAUACUGCAAGAUCUGGUCGGAAACCGGCGAAUGCACCAAAAACAAAGUGUGGAUGAGCGUCAGCUGUCGCAAAUCGUGCAAAAUGUGCGGAGUGGACUGUGAUAACUUCAACUUGCACUGCGAUUCAUGGGCAAAGACCAACGAAUGCGAAAAGAACAUUGAGUACAUGAAGCUUUACUGUCCAAAAUCUUGCGGAUUCUGCGGAACAGCUUCUAGCGCGGCGUGCAACGACGGGAAUCGAUACUGUAGUGCUUGGGCGGAACGAGGCCAGUGCAAAGCCAAUGCCGACUACAUGAAACUACACUGCAAGAAAUCAUGUGGAUUAUGCUAAUAUUUUUUCAAUUGUUUGCUGCGCGUGUCAUGGAUAUGCAUAUAAUCUAUUUGGUGAAGGGGGUAUUUCUGGUGGGAUUAAUGCUUCGUUGAAUCUGUUCACGUUUCCCCGUUCAUCGUGUCAUCUGGUGCACAUUAAUAGUGCGUUCUAAUCAUUCUCGUCAACUUAGACGUAAAAUGUCCAGCACUGAAUAUGGUAUCGGCUAAUGUGGGACUCGUGAUUUGGCCGACAGCAAUUGCUCUGAGAAUUAGUCAGACGCUUGAAGUUUACAGAGCCUACUUGAAAGACAGAACGGCUGGUCAGUCUUCAAAGUAGACUACCUUUCGACCUUUGUUUGCUAAGUCAUUUUCAUGGGUUGUGUGGUGGUGGGGUUUAAAGUGGAAUUAAAAUACACACGUAGAUCAAAAA